AUGCUGCAGCACCCAGAGUGGCUGCUGGAGAAGGAGGAAGAAGUGGAUUGGGCCAAGAGUCGAGGAACCGUCCUGGAUGCUUCGUACAAGACGCUUCCCACAGUUGCCCCGCUUAAGGCGAUGCCUACAUUCACACACCUGACUGUCCUCUGCCUUCGAGAGAGCGGUGUGAUUGACAUUGAGCUCUUAGAGAUGUGCAACCGCCUUGUUCACCUGGAUUUAUCCUCAAACGAGGUCUUCCAUCUGGUUGGUGGUGAUUUCUGGGCUUCUUUUCCGGACCUGUUGGUUUUAUUGCUACAUGGAAACAAGGUGGCGGAGUGGCGAGCUGUUGGUGGGCUUGGAAAGGCACCAAAGCUCACAUACUUGACGCUGUUCUUCAAUCCCGUCUGCAAGAGAAAGAUGUACCGCCCGUUCACCACGAAUUGCUGCGAGUCCCUGCGCGGCCUGGAUCUCCACGCCGUUUCAGACGAAGAGGUCAUCGAGGGGUCUGAAUUUUUGAGAGCGGGUCGUUAUAGCACAUGCUCGAUUGCGCUUGCCCUCCCGCAACCUCUGUUCAAGGGGCUCACGGAAACGACCUUCGCGCCAACCCAGCAGGAUGAACAAAACAGCAGGCGUUACCUCCCAUCACCCCAGCCAACCACUGCGGUUUUCGUUGAGGGGGAUGGCCACAUGCCCCUACGAAGUGCUCCAAAUCGCGAUGAUUCGAUCUUGGCGAGUGUAAUGCGUCGCGUCCAGCUAUUGCGUAGGUUUCACGCUCGGAACAGCCCCGUCAUCAUAGGCCAGCGUCAGGUUCGACGUUUCCUUGGAGAAAGGUUCGGCGUUGCGGCUGCCGUGAAGAUUCAAGCGCGCGUUCGUAGAUGGAUGGUGGAGAGGAGAGCGGUCGCUGCGCUGAAGAACAUAUUGAGGGAGACCGGCGAACUGUACCUUGUGCAGGAAAUGAUGACACCAACACAGCUGCGCAGUCUCGCGUGGUUCCAGCGACGGAUCGCGGGUCACUUCCGCUUGAAGGCUCUUGUCACAUGCGUCAAAACAAUCGAGCGUUUCGUGGGAACAGUGUGGACAAAAUUUUCCACCUUCGUUGACAGCCUGGAGCAUGCCGAAGUUGGAGGGGUCGUCGUGGCGCACAAUCAAUCUGGGGAGCUUGCGGCAGCUGUUGCAAAAGCCUUGAUGGUUACGACCCCCGGGUUGUCCUGGAUAGAAGCCAGCGAACGCACGGCAACGAUGGUUACCACAGUAUCUGACUGCAGGCUUCUUCGACCGUUUUCUUUCGUUGAAAUGCCGGACUGGCCCGUCUUGGAUAAAGACGUGGACACGGACGGCGUGUUUGUUUCUCGAUCGGCAGCUUGCUCCGGCACCCGCGCCAAGCUUCCCGGAGUUGGUCCUUCCAUGCGCGAGGCGAGCGAUACUCCCCCCCGGACGCAGGGGCUUCGAGAGACGCGGGCCCACUCACGCGUGCGAACUAGGUUUGGAGUAUUUGGCAGCCCUAGAAUCCAGGAGUGCAAGGUGUCACGAAGAAAUUGCGCUGUCCGGAAAUUCUGUCAAGGGUCCGCAGCGGCGAAGCGACGCACCACAAUGAACGCCAGGCGUGACGUGAACAAGCAGCUUUGGGCUUUCCGGCCACACGCGGUUCGCUUGCUGGCCCGCGUGUUGUGCACCCUGCGCGACGAAUCCAUGGGCAAGCCGCCAGUACCGUUCAUCCUGGAGCGGCAGCUAUUCAGGUGUGCGUCGGCUACGCGAAUCCAGGCGGCGUGGCGGGGCCAUGUUUUGCGAUGGACUCUGUCAGAUACGUUGGCCUCGUGCGUAAUCGUUUCUCGAGCAGGAGCCUGCAUCCAGCGUUGGUGGCGGUACCAGACAGGACUCGCCCUUCGCCUGCGGCUAUGCCGGCGUCUUUGGGCUCUCGCAACGGCCGUGUCGAGCCCUACCUUGUAUGUCGAACUUGAUGUGUUCUACACCUUGAUUCGUGGUUGGAAGUGGGAUGGUGAGGAAGAUGGCGUUGCCUUCACCUUUCAGAGCGGGAACAAGGUGGCUGUCAUGUCAAGCUUUAGCGAUCCGCCAUCUCGUGCCCUCGGUUCGAAACGGGCGAACGAUCGUGCCGGGCACGGGAAAAGAAGAGGGUUCGUGGUAAGCCACAGUGCUGCAAGGGAUACUGAAAGACAUACGCGAGAACUGCCCAUGUGGACGCUGAAAAGCGUCGUUCGACAAGUUUUACCGUCCAAGAUCCGUCAAGGAGCCGUAUUCACCCAGGCGGGAGCAUUACUCACCGUCGAUGUCAAGGCGAAAAAAGUUAUUUGGCCCUUAGCGCCUGCAACCGCGGACACGUCAGAACCAGCCGAGCGCGGCGAUGUCGGAGGUAUCACAACUUCUUCUGCCCUUGGCCAGUCCAACGGUACUCGUGAAACCACGUCUGAGUCUUCCAGCACGGGUAUUUGUCUGACGAGUGCACGAAGUGAAGAGGUCGGUAGCCAAACGCAUCCUACGAGGGCGGUGCCACAGCGUGAAGACUCCGCGGAAGCCGGCCCUCCAAUCAGCAUGCGAACGAAAAACGGAGACGACGAGGAGCUAUUGGAAUUGACAUUUUCGAGUAUACAAGAAGCAAGGGCACGAGCUGUGUUGCUCGCCCUCGCGACUGAGGAACCCGGCGUUGUACCGAAUCGAGCUGUUGCGCAACUGAUGACAUUGGGCAUGCUGCGCCGGGCAGCUGCUGGCGAGCAAGGCCAGGCUCUACCUAUCCUGAAAACUCCCGCGCAAGGUUUUCGACGAGGGGAUGCUGUGGAAGUGUCGCUAUUUAGACUGUCCGAGGGGCGAGGGGGUGCCUGGUUCCCUGCGGUAGUUGAUCGAAGAAACGGCUAUAGUACCACAUAUAAGGUGAGUAUAAUUGUCGAUCAACCCGGCUUUCUACGAUUCUCUUGGAAGGUCACCCUGGAGACCGGUUAUGUGGAGCACCACGUCCCAGAGGGAAGCAUGCGCCCCCGUGACUGCACGGGAGUGGAACCCGCGCUCGUGGAAAUGAGCCACAUCCCCUCUCGGUGGCAACGGAACGCGCGGUCCCUCCUCACGCCUGCUGACCGCCUAGAGUUGGAGCUUUUGCGCCGGUCGCUACCUACCACAACAAUGACCAAACCCUCGGUGGGAGAACGACCAUUAGAGCUCCUGAGCGCCAACCCUCGGAGAGAAGCGGACGCGUGCGUGGCCGCCGAGGAGCUGCGGCGCUUCAACGGGUUGGGCGGUAGGGGGCUCGUCCUAGGUGAUCCUGGACCGAUUUCACCGGGUAGCCCUGUCGGGCGUGCUGGCCCCCGAGCCAUGGGUCCGUCUCCUCCAAGGUGGGCAGGCUCCCAGACCAUGGCGGCAGCAAGAACGGCGGGUGGUUUGACGGCACGAGCUCUGGAGAAAGUAGCCAGAGCGGCCGUGGCCGCCGAUGCAGCGGCCACCACCAGCACCUGGGUGCCCGGGAACCGAUUCAGGGUAGGUCUUGAGAAACUGGUACAGAUGGCGGCCCACGAGGCCCAGGAUGCAGCGAAGGAGGUAGAGCUCAGCGCCAGACGAGAUACAGUCUCGAGGGCGAGACAGACAGAGCGCAUUGAACCUUCGCCGCGAGACUGGGUAGAGAAGUUUAAGGCGGCCGAGGUCGCGAUAUUUCGUCGUGAAGCCGAUGAAAUUAAUCGAAGAGCUGCCCUGGAAAGAGCGUUUUAUGGCCACGAGUUGAAGGUCAACGCUGCGGAGGCAAGGGAGUUAAUGCGGGACGGUAAAAGGCUUACGGCUGAAUCUGUGAAAGCUGAUCUCGAAAACCAAAAGUGUAUCAUGAAGAAGCGAGAGAGCGACGUGGAGGAAGAACGCCAACGAAAUCUCGAGAAACGGAACGCCGACAUCGAUUCUGCGAAGGCGCGAGUGGCACAGCGGCGGAAGGAUCGUACAAAGCAGGAGUUACGCCGUGCGGAAAGCAACACGUUCACGGCCAACGCCUCUCAGCUUGCAAGGCACAUAUGCAAGCACGCGGCAGUAUCAUACAGAGCGCAGAACACGAGGAGGAUGCGGCGGUGGGCGCAGGGCAACAAAAAUCACGAGGAAAAUGGGCGGCGGAGGAUGCUGAGGCGUGUUCAAGAGCUUCAGGAACAGAAAAGGAGAGAAGGAACAAUGCUGCGACGAGUCCUUGCUGCUCGCAGCAGGGCAAGAGUUGCCAUGGACGAAGCCGUGGUGCGCCACCGCAUCGGGCAGACCGGUUCCAUGGAGGACGGUGUUCUGGCAGAGACUGUCAUGCACGUAUUACGGCCCGGUGGCGGGACACAGGGGACCAAGGGCGAACAGGUGGACGGCGUGAUGCGCGAAGACGGCGAGCGCAGGUUGGGAUCGUUUGGUACAGAGGAUGGCGUCAAAGACCCGCGCAGAGUUGGAAGCUUGAGAGAACGAAGGCCGGACAACAACGUCACGAUCAGCAUCCCUACAGCAACACGCGGAGGCGUCUAUCCCUCCAAGCCUGAGACAACCCGGCCGCCCCUUCGCGAACAAACUAGCCGACGCUUGCGCGCGAAUGAUACGGGUAAAACAGUGGUGGUCCUUGCCAGUGUCCCUACCGUGACGAGAGAAGCACGAGCGAGUAGUCCAUUACAGGGGACAGGUGGGGCGACCUUGCUCGGCUCGACGAGCAGUCACUCGAUGAUAUCGCCCAACAGGGACGUAGGCGCGGCGCCCAACGCAGCGUCCGACCAGGCAGCUUUACCCUGGCCAUUGGGGCGCCGCUGCUGGUGA
This is a messenger RNA of Ectocarpus sp. CCAP 1310/34, 4743 nucleotides long. Lineage: Eukaryota; Phaeophyceae; Ectocarpales; Ectocarpaceae. The record is from the annotation of a GenBank genome assembly.